AUGGCCAUACUCGCCCUGGCCACGGCCGCAAAACAGUUCGUUGAACGACAUCUGUCGACCGGAAAUCGCUCGCCCUCUCAGGUCGCUGCUAUAGCCGCUCUUGGCAUCCUUAUUGCUGCCAUUAUAAGAUACCCGGACACCGCACUCUUCGUUCGCGAUAGGCCCGAUUUCAAGAAGAAGACCAUCAAGGGCCAUCCACUGGUCGGAAACAUGCUCCAGGGGUUGAUGGCCAAAGAUCCGCUCCUCCAACUCAAAACUGGUUUCGAUACCUACGGCGACAUCUUUUCCAUCACGGUGCCCUAUCGAGGUCGUAUCAUCAUGAUCAAUUCCCCAGAGCUGAUUGAGCACAUCUUGAAGACCAACUUUGACAACUACAUCAAGGGUAAUGUCUUCUCGGAUCAGCUCAGAGACAUCUUUGGCACCGGCAUUUUUGUCUCCGAUGGAGAGCGUUGGCGAUGGCACCGCAGGAUCUCCUCCAACAUUUUCACCGCCAAGAUGUAUCGCCAAGUGACCGGAGGAGCCUUCAUCGAGAGCGCUAGGGCCCUUUGUUCUGUCUUUGACAGGAACGAAGCCCUCGGAAAACCCAUGGACUUGCAAGCACUAUUCCUAAAGAUGACCAUGGAUGCGUUUGGCAAGCUGAUUAUUGGCGCCGAUUUCAACACGCUCACUACAGAGGGACCGCACGAGUUCGGGGAUGCAUUCGAUUACUUGGUAGCAAACGUUGACAACCGGAUCGCAAAUCCGUUCUGGCAAUGGACAGACUAUUUCACCCCAGGGAAGAGGGCUAACCUGAAGCAUGCCAUCGGUGUCCUGGAUGGGUUCGCGAAUGAAGCUGUCAGGAAUCGUAGAAAGGAAACUGAGGAGGAAAGGGCAAAGAGACCAAAGGAUUUGAUUGACCAUUAUAUCGGCCGCACGCACGAAGAUGGUACCGCACUGACCGAUACUGAGAUCCGGGAUGUCAUUGUCAGCUUCAUGGUGGCUGGUCGAGAUACGACCGGCUACACCUUGACCUGGCAGUUCUACGCUCUCAUGGCCUACCCACGCAUUAUGAAGAACGUUCUGGAGGAACUUAAAAUCGUCCUUCGAGGAUCAGAGGACUAUACCUACGAGACCAUCCUGCACGAGUUACCCUAUCUCAAAGCGGUCUUCCACGAGACAUUGCGGCUGUACCCAUCAGUCCCAAGAAAUAUCAAAGAGGCGGUCAACGACGACGUCUUACCGGAUGGAACUCGUGUUUACAAGGGUGACCCUAUUGCAUUCUCGACCUGGUGCAUGGGCAGGAACCGAUCUGUAUGGGGUGAGGACGCAGAGGUGUUUGUUCCUGAGCGCUGGCUUGUAGACAACAAGAGUGUCUCAGAGCCAGCCGGGCCGGCUGCUUCAAAUGGCACACAUGGAGUGAGUCCCUUUGGAAAGUUCAAGAUGGAGAGCCAGUUCAAGUUUAACUCCUUCAACGCCAGUCCUCGAUUGUGUCUGGGCCAGACAAUCGCUACACUGGAGGCAAUGGUAACGAGCUGCAUGCUGCUGCAAAAUUUUGAUAUGGAGCUCGUACCGGGUCGCCCAGUCCCCGAACCCAAGCCUUCAGCAGCGCUUCCAAUGAAGCAUGGAUUGCUGAUAUACGCCAAGAGGAGGCGAGGACAUGUGGUCUCGGUGGCUGCUUGA
This is a messenger RNA of Gamsiella multidivaricata, 1659 nucleotides long. RefSeq names its product cytochrome P450. The record is from RefSeq and is a predicted model, not a curated record. The transcript has 4 exons. Lineage: Eukaryota; Fungi; Mortierellomycota; Mortierellomycetes; Mortierellales; Mortierellaceae. Gene Ontology annotation, molecular function: heme binding; oxidoreductase activity, acting on paired donors, with incorporation or reduction of molecular oxygen; iron ion binding. The coding region runs from base 1 to 1659 and encodes 552 amino acids.